This is a messenger RNA of Sphenostylis stenocarpa, 1515 nucleotides long. NCBI's taxonomy places the organism in Eukaryota, Viridiplantae, Streptophyta, Magnoliopsida, Fabales, Fabaceae. The record is from the annotation of a GenBank genome assembly.
AUGAAGAAGUCAUCAGGAUCCUUACCACAAGAAGCAAGACUCAUCUUGUUGCAACUUUCAACCAUUACAAAUAUGAGCAUGGAAUUUCCAUCAAAAUUGGUAGAUCAGAUAUCUGAUGAUUUUCUCAAGGUAUUGCACACUGCUAUUGGCUGCAUCAACUACCACACGAAGUACUAUGUGAAGGUUUUGCGCAAUGCAAUAAAAAAGUUUGGAACUGAUGAGGAUGGACUGAGUCGUGUGGUUGUGACUAGGGCUGAGAAGGAUUUGAAGGAUAUCAAGAAACUUUACUACAAGAAAAACAAUGUUCACCUUGAGGAUGCAAUCUCCAAAGAAACUUCAGGGGACUACAAGAAGUUCAUCCUUACUCUGCUGGGAAUCAAGACUAAGCAACUUUUCUUGAUGAAGGACAUAUUUAGAAAUGGGUUUUUCAUGUAUUUUCUCCCUAGAGAAAUUAGUGAAUGGAUCAGAAUGAUUUGCUGCAUCAAUGACCAUAAGAAGUUCUAUGAGAAGAGUAAGAAAGGUUCACUGAGCAAUAUUCCAAUGACGACUUGUGUUUUUGAUCAUCAAGCUUCUCCUGCUCAAGAUGCUGAGGCUCUUCAUCAAGCUUUCAAAGGAUGGGGAUCUGAUGGCAAAGCCAUUAUAGCAAUACUGGGUCACAGAAAUGUUCAUCAGAGACAGGAAAUCAAGAAAGCUUAUGAGGAGAUUUAUGGAGAGAAUUUUAUCAAACGCCUUGAAUCUGAGAUUUCUGGUGAUUUUGAGAGAGCUAUGUACAGAUGGAUGUUGGAACCUGCAGAUCGUGAUGCUGUUUUGAUGAAUGUAGCAAUCAAGAAUGGUCCUAAAGACUAUAACGUGAUUGCAGAGAUUGCUUGUGUUCUUUCAGCUCAAGAACUUUUGGCAGUGAGGUGUGCCUAUCACAACCGCUACAAGCAUUCCUUGGAAGAAGAUGUUGCAGCUCACACCACAGGCCAUCUUCGCCAGGCAAGUUAUUUUCUUACAAAUAACUUUGAUCUUUUGGUUGGACUGGUUAGCUCAUAUAGAUAUGAGGGUGAUGAGAUCAACGUAAAAUUGGCACAAACUGAGGCUAAUGUUCUUCAUGAAGCAAUCAAAGAGAAGAAAGCCAACUAUGAAGAAGUCAUAAGGAUCCUUACCACAAGAAGCAAGACUCAGCUUGUUGCAACUUUCAACCGCUACAGAGAUGAGCAUGGAAUUUCCAUCAGUAAGAAAUUGGUGGAUAAUUCAUCUGAAGAUUUUCUCAAGUUGUUGCACACUGUGAUUCGCUGUAUCAAUGACCACAAGAAGUACUAUGAGAAGGUUUUGCGCAAUGCGAUGAAAAGGCUUGGAACUGAUGAGGAUGAUCUGAGUCGUGUGAUUGUGACAAGGGCCGAGAAGGAUUUGAAGAACAUCAAGGAAAUCUACUACAAGAGGAACAGUGUUCAUCUUGAGGAUGCAGUGUCCAAGGAAACCUCAGGGGACUACAAGAAGUUCCUCCUCACUCUACUAGGGAAACAAGACUAA